CCCUUUCAGGUGCCUUUUUGUUCAUGAAAGACCGCUUUCUUUCGUGUCUUCGUAGGCGCAAUGUUUGUUGCAAUCUAAGCAUUUCCGUUUCAAUCGGAAUCCAUGUCUUUCGCGAGGUAGUUCAUAAUCAUUUCAUCAUCAGCUGCGCACGCAAGCUGGUUUUGAAAGGUAACUAUCUCCUAUCAGCCAUAGUAUGAAGAUCACGUGGUGGAUAUUUACUCUGUCUACCUUGUGGAUUUACAAGCAGAGGACAAACUUGUGUGAAGCUACCUUAUGCAGCACCUCAUGUUUGAUAGUUUCUAACGCGACGGAUAUUUUUACUCUGGACUUUGAAACCUCUACUAUCAACCCAGUUAUAUCGGGUUUAACAAGAGCUGUUGCGAUUGAUCUUUACUUCGAUUUGGGCCUCGUGUUCUGGAGUGACGUCGCAGAACUCAGCAUCAAACGUCUUGACAUUAAUACUGAUAAUAAAACCACGAUUAUCACCAAAAUUGGAGUUUGCAAUGGACUAGCUGUAGAAUGGAGGAGUUCCCAGCUGUUUUGGACUGAUAAAACAAAUAACACCAUAUCCGUAUCAGACCUGGAUGGUAAUAACCAACAUGCCAUAAUUUCCGAUGGUCUCGAUUACUUUAUGUUCUGGACUGAUUGGGGAGUGAACCCAAAAAUUGAAAGAGCUAACUUGAGUGGAAGCCAAAGAACAGCCAUUGUAACAACGAAUCUUUAUCAUCCAAAUGGUAUUGACCUGGAUAAAGGAAACAGACGCAUAUUCUGGGUUGAUGAAGGCUUGGACAGAGUAGAAUCCAUCGAUUACAAUGGUGGUAACAGGACAUAACUUUUCCAAUAUAAUGGUUUACAUCCUUUUGGAGUUGCUUUGGUUCCACCUUUCCUGUUUUUCACCAACUGGAAUACGAGUAGAGAGAUUGAUAAACUGGACGCCCUGACUGGAGAGGUACUUCGCAGCUAUAGCAUCAAUGGCGGACAGCCUAUGGGCGUCGUGGUAUAUGACGGCUUCCGGCAACCUCCGGCUUCAAGUCCAUGUUCCUUAAGCAAUGGUGGCUGUAGCCAUUUUUGUGUCCCGAAAAACUCUACUUAUGAGUGCGUGUGUCCAACAGGCUUGGCAGUGAAACAGAAUGGAAAGACAUGUGAAGAAAGUAAGUUUUUUUUGUCUUAUUCGGAACUUUCGAUCACAAUCCCUUUACUUGUCAGAGAGUUGUCAGCUGCGGUCCUCUUGUACCUCCAACGAACGUUGUUAUUUCGCCCUCUUCGUGUCUAUCGAGGAGCCCUUACAAUCAGACUUGCACAUUUUCUUGUCGAAUUCCCGGAUCUGUUCCUAAUGGAACCUUCUCCAGUUUUAAUCAGAAUUGUGGUUUCUAUAAUAAUAACGUCACGGUUAACAAUAAUAACAUUAAGACGGAGCUUUAAACGAAACAUUAAGGUUCCCCUUGGUGAUCCAAACAGUCACGAUGCACCUCGAAGAAACUGUUACGAAGUUCCAGAUCAUACCAUAAUAGAUGUAGGUGGUCACAACCAACAGAACGAGAACGGAAAUAUCGCACCAAAUAUAAUAUUCUCUACAAAGCCGGCAACUGAUCCUGGUGAUCCGCUGCAGCUGGCACCAAUUGCCCAUAGGCAAUUUGAUGGUGCAGCUGGAAGCUCGAGGUCCUCAGCUCCGGAAGAAGGAGACUGGGGCAACUUUGACGAAAAAUCAAAAACUCCUUCAGACUCAGUUGAUACUUGUAAAAGUCCUUCAAGUGGCGAAAGUUCUUCUGCGUUCCCGCAACUUGUCGAUGACGACCAUUUAGUGACCAAAAAGAUAGGCUUGUACAGCAACCGUAAAGUUGGACGUUCUGUAAAGGUGACAAAUCUUCAGGAAGACCAAGUAGAUCUCAAUGACCGCAAAGAAGGCGACUGUUUAACCAACCGCUUUCCUACACUACCUGUAUUAAAUCGCAUCACACAAGUUGAAGGAUAUUUCAGCAGUUCCGGCGGUGAACUGAGUGCCGCUCCUGACUCCGACGUGAAGAUAGUUAUCGGAAAUGGCGUGAUUGGAGACAGCCAGUUGGUCUUCUACGGUGUAGUCGACGAUGAAACGGAGUUGCUGCGGCAUAUCCCUGUAGGACCUGAAGAAACGCUCAUCUCCCCUGUGAUUGAAUGCGGACCACAUGAUAUCAGGAUCUCAGAGCCUUUGGAGAUUAUAAUUCCGCAUUGCCUCUAUAUGGAUAAAAAAGUCAAGAAAAACAUGGAAAAAUGGAUAAGUGUCUAUAGAACUAACCCAGGUCCCAUCAAGUGGGAGAAAAUCCCUUGCGAAUCAGAAAAAAAAUGAUUUGUCAAAGGCAUGGUUCACAGCAACAGAGGACUCCAUUCAUAUCAAAACCAAGACAUUCUCUUUCUGGAGCAUAUUUUCCCGCAGAAGAACGAGAAGAAAAAGAGCUAGAGUGUUUGCUAGCAAGCCGAAUCCCAGAUCCGUUUAUUUGAGAUUCUAUAUUUACGAUGAUAAUGAGUAUUCUAGGAGGCGGGUGGAGAAUCAAGAGAAGCGGUUAACUAAGUGGUCGACUCCGACAA
This is a messenger RNA of Stylophora pistillata, 2562 nucleotides long. Its product is annotated as netrin receptor UNC5B-a-like. Lineage: Eukaryota; Metazoa; Cnidaria; Anthozoa; Scleractinia; Pocilloporidae. The record is from RefSeq and is a predicted model, not a curated record.